UCUCCGGUAUGCUUGGUGCUGAACGCUGACCCCCGCCCCUUCUCUCCUCUCCCUCCUUCGGUCAUGUGGUCGGUCUUCUUCGUCUUCCUGUCCUACCUGGACAGAGACCUGGUCCGAGGAGACCUCCUGCAGAGCCUGCGCGUGGACGCGGAAAAGCAGAGUAAGGCAUUGUUCUCCAUCAUCAACGGCACCCUGUGCGCCAAAAUGUCCACCGCGCACGGCGACAAGCUCCUCGACUACCAGGUGUCGGACGGGGCCGAGGUGGUCCGCUCGGUGGUGAGCUCCACCGGGGGGAGGCUGGUGGACUGCUCCGUGACCGCGGACAGCGCGGAGGUGGAGAGGUUCGUGUACGAGUGCAGGCUGGGAGCCAAGAGACAGGCGAGCUGGGGAAAGCGUCUCGAUGCGCCUUUUACGCACAUGGAUGAGGCCAAGACGACGUGUGCGCGCUUCCAAGAGCGGUCCAAGCGUCGUAGUGGUAGUGUCGGGGAGGACGGGAGGAGUCCACCUGAGGUGCUGAGAAGAUCCAAAAGAGGAUUUACCUAUCCUGGGACCCUAUGGUGUGGAGCUGGCAACAUGGCUGACCAUUACGAGCAGCUCGGAGAAUACGAGGAGACGGACAGCUGCUGCCGCACACACGACCACUGCCCCCACGUCAUCCACGCCCUGUCCUCCAAAUACGGAUACACCAAUUUCAAGUGGCACUCCAUCUGUCACUGUGACUGCGAUGAGGCGUUGAAAGACUGCCUGCGUCAGGUCAACGACACGUCCUCCAGGGUGGUGGGCCAGGCCUUCUUCAACGUCAUCGGGGCGCCGUGCUUUGAGCUGGCCUACGAGGAGCAGUGUGCAGAGCGCCACUGGUACGGCUUAUGCAAGCGCUACGAGAAGCUCCCCAUCGCAGUGGUGAAGGAGGCCGUGCCGUACGACUAUGGCGGUGUUGCCGUCAUCGACGUGCUGACCAGGAGUCCGCCCUUGAGGAAAGACUCCGGGAAUCAGGAGAGCGCCACACGUUCCACCAAGGUUGUCGCUGGUGACUUCGUCAAGGUACUCGCCACCAUCUCCACCUCACAAAGCGCCACUGCUGGCAAACAGUCUGAGGAGAGGAAGGAGAAGAAGAAGGAAAGCGCGAAGAAGAAGAAAAAGGGAAAAGGUCGGAAAGGAAAGCAGAAAGUCCCUUUGAGUAACUCCAUCAAAGGGGAAGACCCGGUGGAUGUGCAAAGACUGGCUGAGGUUCCAAACCAACCUUCCAAUGAGGUGAUGAAGGACCAACCAAUGAUGGAAACCACCACGGUCCAGCUGAGACCAGCAGAAGAAAAAAGCCCCCCCUCGGUGAAAAGCAGGCCAUCAAGGAAGGGCAGGAGGAAGGAGAAGCUCCCUCAACCUUCGUCAGGUGCCACCUACGUAACCGCCAUCACAAAACCCAAACAAAGCCCACCUGUCUGCCGCCACAAGGUCAAAAGAACCAGACCACACGAGCGAGGAGACAUUAAGUGCCAUCAAUCAUCCUCAACAUCUCAUCCCCAAAUAUUGGUCCCUCUCAUGAGCACAACACCAGCGCUGGACCCCACCCGGAGGCUGGACGUUCCCACAGUCUGUGUCCCCAAAAGACAACCAUCAAGGGGAAGAGGGCGGAGAAAUAAAAGGAUGAAAACGCCUUCUCAUCUUUUGCGGAACGCUUCGGAAAAAGUGCUAAAUCCCACAACGAUGACAGGAAACGGUGAGUCUGCACCGGAAGGAGAAGCCGGACCAACACGUUGGUCUCCUACAUCAACUACCAAACCAAGGCGGAACGCUGCCUCUGCCGCAGUCCACCACGGACUCCCACCGAUGACCUCCACACCCACGCCAGCCGCAGUCAGAACCUCCAGCAUGCGCGCACCCACCUCGUCCACCCACCACAUUAGCCCCAUGCAGCGCUCCAUUCAGAGAGCUGGAGAGCAAUUUGCCUGGAAGAGGAGAAGGAAAGCAGCGCUGACCGCCAGACCACGCCCAGACACGCCCGGGCAUCACCAGUGACGACUUCCAUUCCUCCAGCUUUAAAUCUGCGUAAUGUCAGCAUAUUAUUUUAUGCAUGCCUUCAAUAAAUGAACUCAUACAGUCUGGGGGUUCCGCUGGCUUUUUUUUCAUCCGCUCUCGGGUUUUUUGUUCCAUUCCAGUGGUACUCUACAGGUAGAUUUGGAAUUGGGAA
Doryrhamphus excisus (bluestripe pipefish) is the source of this 2185-nucleotide messenger RNA. RefSeq names its product protein interacting with cyclin A1 (gene proca1). Lineage: Eukaryota; Metazoa; Chordata; Actinopteri; Syngnathiformes; Syngnathidae. Gene Ontology annotation, molecular function: A2-type glycerophospholipase activity. The record is from RefSeq and is a predicted model, not a curated record. Gene Ontology annotation, biological process: phospholipid metabolic process; arachidonate secretion.